Elgaria multicarinata webbii is the source of this 3544-nucleotide messenger RNA. Its product is annotated as serine/arginine repetitive matrix protein 2-like. The coding region runs from base 433 to 2985 and encodes 850 amino acids. The transcript is spliced from 21 exons. The record is from RefSeq and is a predicted model, not a curated record. Lineage: Eukaryota; Metazoa; Chordata; Lepidosauria; Squamata; Anguidae.
GGCCGCGCUUAGUCAGCGGCCGUCCUUCCUUCCACGCCCGAAAAUACUGACGCUGAGGUCAAGGCAGGAGAAACCGUGCUUUUGCCGCCUCCUUCCUGUUUUCAAUUGUAAUUCAUGUAGCUGGAAGGGUUGAAAAGAGGAAGAAAAGAAGGAGAAAAAAGGAGGGAGGGAAAAUAAUAAAAGAAACGAUAAUGAGUAACUGUUUUCUGUUUUAGAGCCCUGGGGGCUCUUCUAAUUCGUCCCUCCAAAAAUAUCAGCGCGGGGGGGAAAGUUUUGCAACACAAACAUGCUUCAGCCAGGUUUGAUUUACUGCCUGCCAUCCCAAGACUCCGCUCCCACCACAUUUCUGGGGCUAGGUCGUGCCUGGUUCUAGCUCCCAUUUUAAAGCAGAGAGCAAUACAGGAGCAGCGACAGGAUUCAAGGGCUUGAAAUAUGAACCGAGGUUUCCCCCACUACUGGCCAAGGUUCCCCAGAAGAGGACGUGGAGGUUGGUUUCGCCAAGAUCAUAUGCCAGAUGAAAACUUUUGGAGAGAGCAUGGUUGGAAUGAGUGGGGCAACUGUUCUCCAGACAGGCCACCUCCACACUGGGACCAGUGCUAUCCUGAGCAACAGAGGGCAUAUGAUGGCAACAACUACAUCUUCCAAGGCCGUGGCAGGCCCCGAGGAUAUUCCCAUGGGAAGCGUCCCUAUUUCCGUGAGAAACGUGGGCGUCCUUACAGAGGAUCUAAAAGAAGCUUCUCAAAAGAAAGAGGUGGUUUCCAGAAGUCCUCCUGUUCCAUUGAUUCAACGCAAAAUAAAAAGGAACAUGAUUCUGAAAAGGUGAAAGCACAAUCAACAGCAUCCAAGAAGGCUAAACAAGGCAAGAAGGAUUCUGCAGCUUUGGUGAACAAAACUGAUCCACCCAAGGUUGGGCUGGGAGCUAGUCCUGAGACUGAAGGUGAUCACAGAGAGUCAUGCCUUACUCUAGCGGUGGCUCCAUCGUCACCUGUAACUCUGGAGGAUCUUACACUGUCAAAGGAAGAGGUUCAGCUGAAAGACAGUCAGGCCUCUGAAGACCCUCUCAGCCAGACUGCCCUUGCUAAAGCACCUACAGAAGAGCAAGCACCAUCUGAGACCACAGAACAUCUUCCUACCAUGGAAAAGGAAGAUCCUGUGCCGGUGCCAGAAAGCAAACAGGAUGUGAAUCUUCCCACUUUCACUUCUUCUUUGAGGGCAGUUGAACCACUUGUUCCUCUUGAGACUGAAGAGACCAUUCCCCCCCUGGAAAAUGUGGAAACUGAACAAGUCACGCUGAAGGUUCAGCAGGAUGCUAAAGAUCCGCCCAACCAGACUGUCCCUAUGCCAUCUGCUGGAGAAUCUACAGAAGAGCAAACACCAUCUGAGACCACAGAAGGCCUUCAUUUUACGGAACAGGAAGAGUCUGUGUUGCUGGAAGCUGAGUAUUCCGGCCAUGGUAGCUCGCCUCUGUCUGAAGAAAUACCACUCUUAUUUACAAUCACAGAUGAUCACCAGUGUGAGAAAAAAGAAGAAAUUGAUCUGCUGAAAGCUGAGUGUUCCCGCCAUGGUAGCUCACCUCUGUCUGAAGAAAUACCACUCCUAUUUACGAUCACAGAUGAUCACCAGUGUGAGAAAAAAGAAGAAAUUGAUCUGACUCAAAUCUCAAGCAGCUGUGAGGAUGUACACCGCCAUCACACCUGUGUUGCUCCAGCUGUCCACUCUUCCAGCCUCCCAAGUACCUUCAGUGAUAUCUGGUGUGUGCCUGUGCUGGUGAGAGGGGGACAAAAAAAGCUGCAUUACUCCUGGAAAAGUGCUUCUUUCCUUGCUGAAAACCCGAGUGGAUGGGCACCUGAAGAUUAUCAGGAGCCACCUUGGAGCGUAAGCCAAGCUGGCAAGUGCAACAAAGUCUCUGAAAAUGUCAAAGGCUCGGUGCUCUCUCAGUCGCCACCUCAUACUCUCAUCUCUUGUAAUCUAAAAUGUGAUACUGAAAGACUGCUGGAAUACCGUUCUUGUUCACCGAAAAGUCAUCACAGCAGUGAUUCAAAGCAUUCUAGCUCAAAUUGGACUCCAAGGGAGUUGCGUGUUCAGAGUUCGAGAUCCCCUCGCAGGCAGAAGCCUAGUUCAAGAUCUCCUCGCAGGCAUCAUUCAAGAUCCCCUCAGGGGCAUCGUUCAAGAUCCCCUCAGGGGCAUCGUUCAAGAUCCCCUCAUGGGCAUCGUUCAACAUCCCCUUGUAGACGGAAAUAUUGUUCACGAUCCCCUCACAGGCGAGAGUAUUCCCCUCAGAGACAAGAGAAAAGUUCAAGAAGCCCUUGGAGGAGGAGAGAACAUAGCUGCAAUCCAUCCCAAGAGAAUUCCUGGAAGAGAGAUUCCCCUUCUUAUUACUUGGCUCAUAAAAUAAGUCACCACGAUUCCCUCAAAGAAAGAAGUAAAACCUAUGAAGCGCCACUCUCCUAUUCCCCAGAGAGCCCCACGUUGGUCUGUAAAAUGAAAACCAAGUCACAGAAGAUAAAGAAAAAGAAAAUAACACAGCCUGAGAGAACUGAAAAGAAGAAAACAUCUUCAAGGAGAGUAACUAAGUCUAUCAAGAUCAAGAAGAAAGCUAGAUUGACUCCUUCAGCUGUUGAAGCACCCGUCCCCUCAGAGACUGCGCAAAACUUCCCGCCUCUUAGAACAGAAGAGUCUGAACAGUUGGCAGCUAGCAGUGAGAACACGGACUCUUUUCAUCAUCCCAGUGCUGAAGAGGAAACCAGAUUUUCAGCCUCAUCAUGCACUCCCUAUGACCAUUCUGCAGCUGUGCUGACAAGAAAGGAAGAGAUCGAGCAGGCCUAUCUCCAGGCUGUUCUCAACUUCGCUGUGGUAGCCGCCAUGCUAGUGGAGAAGGAACCCUGCAUGGAGAAAGCUAUGGAAUCAGCACUGCGGGCCAACCUGAGGAGGAUUGCAGGCUACUAUGAACAGCUGCUGAAGAACUACAUUGACAACUUAGCUUAAGCUAGCAGAGAGGAGACUUAAUAGGGAGUUCUGUGUGGUGUAACCAAGGCUUAUUGCAGGAUAGAAUCAGUGGGGUGGGAAGCUGCAUGUUCUUUAGACUUGGUAACAAAGGAGUGGCACUGGAUAAAGACUCCUCUUAGCACCAGGGAUGAGGAACACCAAGGAGUAGGAGUUUAGGGUGCAGCAGCUACAGGAUGCAGAAGCAAUGGCUGGAUGGCUUGCAAGUAUUGUUGCUGUACUAUUGAACAAAGGGGUAAGGAAUGGUUUGGGGGAGAUAAGAGCUCCUCUUGGUAAAGAGAUUAUUGGGAGAGAUGUUGACCUAGACACUUCUGAAGGGAUCAGGAAUUCAAGUCAGGGAAUAAUUGGGAUUGGGAUGGUGAGCCAGUUUUGGGGUACUACCCUGGUGUGGUUAACUGUUAAAAAGGUUUGUCCUUGGAUCUUGCAACGCAGUUUUCAGCAACAAGGCUUAAUUAUGUGUUUUUGAGCUCUCUCUUGAAUUCAGGAUCUUCUCCUGCUGUAUGCAGAGAGAAAAUAAUAAUAAAACAAUUUUGGAGACGAA